AGCCGCGCGGGUUUGUGUAUCCGAACGCGUUUUUGUUUUUUAAUUCGCGAUCGAAAUUUGAAUUUGGAAAGAGGGUUGACUGAAAAAAGUUUAGUUAGUUUUAAUGGCCGCUGGUGUGAUUUGGAUUUUGUGAUAAUGUUUAGUGAUUAAUUUUUAAUGUGAAUUUAUUGGACUUUUAUUGCUGAUUGGAGAUUUUUCUGAUGGAUACAAUAAAAUGUAUCAUCGGGUAAGACGAAAAAUGAGACUUGUCGUAUGUGCCAUAUUACUUUUAGUUCCAAGUUCACCAGCUCAUGACAACACAGCGCUGCCGACUCAAAGCACAGAACCGGUCGACGACAACUAUGAGAACAAUAUCAUAGACUUUGAUGAAGAAUACUCUGUGAAAUUCAACAAACGAUAUGGAGCCAUACCCUGGAAUUCUAAUAAUCAGAAGUACUCCAAAGAAUCCCACAGAUACACGAUUGUCAAUGAACAGAAGAAGAAUAACAACCAAAAUGAAACUGAGAUACAUAACAUGAAUGAAAACCUACAAAUUAUUAGUGAAACCACUGAAGCAGAUUUUAGUGUAAUACCAUUAGAACUUGUUAGUACAACUGAGAAUUAUUUAGUUAGUAUUUUAGAAAGUACCACUGAUCCUGAUUUGUCUGUUAUACCUCUAUCGACUACUGUAAGAAAUGUGCCAAAUGUGCAAAUAAAUCUAACAGUCACGUUGCCUUCUUCGACACAAGAUACUGAAACCACAUACACUACGGAAAGCAUUCCAACUACUUCUGAUAGUAAUAUAAAUAUUACAACAGUUAUAGUACAAACCACGACGUCUUCUAACUUUAGUACGACUACUAAUGAACCAAAACUAUUAAAUGAAACUUCAGAUGAGUCUAGUAUAAGUACAGAAAGUCCUUCUACUACAACAAGUGUCAUUACUACAGGAACAGAUUUUGACUUUGAAACUUCAGCUACUUCUGUUGACACAGAAAGCACAACUGAAAAAGUGAAUGUUACAACAGAAAUAACAAAAUCCAAUGUAACACUAGAAGCAGGAAAUGUAACAAUAGCCAAAACAAAUCUAACUUUGACAGUUAACGUAACUAACGCAAACGCAACAAUAGCAAAUCAAACCGAUGCUCUGAAAGUAAAUUCGACUAAGGAACCUCGAUUCAACAUAGACAGCAUAGAAGUGGACGAAAAAGACGUGCCAAUCUUCACUGAGCUUGACUCAGAAGAUGAGGAAGUUCCAGAAGAUUAUUACGAUGGAAAAGACGUGAUUCCUACAACAGCCCCCAAGACUAACGCUAUAUCGGUGUUAGUAGGUCUAGCUGGGAGUGUGGUGGAGAGUAUGGUUGAAUCAGUGGCGGAGAGGGUCGUCCCGAAGGGGAUAUUCGAUUUGUUCAAGAGGAUGCAGAAACAGAACGAGCAGCUGGAAGCAGAGAGGCUGAGGAGCCGAGAGGAGAAUGGUGGAUUGGGUCAACUCGGUCGAGGUAUCCUGAAGAGCAUCUCCUCAGGGCUGAGCAAACCCUUCACCCAGUUAAUGGCGGGUGCCCGGGACAUCGGCUCCUUAGACAGUGACCGGGGCUUCGUCAGCAGCCUGGCCUCAGGGGUCACUAGCGUCGCUAACGUCGCCAACUCCUUGUCAGAUGCAUUCAAGGAUAGAGUGCAAGCUAUUUAUCCAGGAACUGUCUGGUGCGGAGACGGCCACUCCGCCACGGCGCGCUCGGGCGAACUAGGCCUGUUCUUCUUCACGGACACCUGCUGCCGCCAGCACGACGCCUGCAAGAUCUACAUCAAGGCCGGCGACACCAAGUACGGGCUCACCAACACUGGACUGUUCACCAGGUCGCACUGCAGCUGCGACAUGCAGUUCCGCGAGUGUCUGCGGCGCACCAACUCGCUGGUGUCGGCGCAGAUCGGCCUGACGUACUUCAACGUGCUGGGCCCGCAGUGCUUCAGGAAGGCGCAUCCUAUCGUCAAGUGCGUGAGGAGGACCAGGAUAACAGGUCAGAAAUGCGAGGAGUAUCAGCUGGACUACACCAAGCCGAAGAUGUGGCAGUGGUUCGACAACGAGACCUUCUGAGUGGCGCCAUUUACCUCACAUUCGAGGCUAAAUUGGUGUUUUUUGUACAUACCUUACUUUUUUAUUUUGUUCUACAAAGAACCGACUAAGGUAAUCGUUGCAGCGCAAGAAUCUUCUGUGAAGAAUAUUCUGUGACGUAAAAAGAAUAAAAUAUCAACCCUUUGUUCAGUGCAGGACAGAUAUCGAGAUUAUAUUAAAGCUAAAUGAUAAUAAACUUACAAAAUCUAAUAGCCUAUCCGCUGAAUUACGAAUCUCUCCAAUACUGAAUCUGCUCUACACCGAACAAAGAGAGAAAAACCUGCUUAAAUGUUCCAUGGAGAUUUUUUUAAAUAUUUGCUGUGACUUUCAAGUGUGAAGACACUGGCGACAUCUAUUGGCAGACAGGUAAUUGUGAAAGUACAAUCGCGUUCAUAACGCUUAUCAUUUUGUGAUUUAUUUAUCAAAUUAUACGUAUUCGUCAUAUUUAUGACGAGUAGUUGAAGUUGCUGAAAUAUUUUUACAGUGUUCGUGUAUAUUUUUUCAGAACCGUUGUUCUAAAUAGUUACGUAAUAUUUAAAUUGCAGUAUCAAUUAAUAUGAUACGUUCAUAUAUUUUUCUACUAUUUUGAUUAGUUCUUACUAAACCAACGAAAAUAUUUUUGACCAUAAACUUUUCGAUUCGUGUUAAAUUAUUUUAUAUAAUUGGAAAAGAAAU
Molecule: messenger RNA, 2764 nt
Organism: Ostrinia furnacalis (Asian corn borer)
Lineage: Eukaryota; Metazoa; Arthropoda; Insecta; Lepidoptera; Crambidae
Exons: 6
Coding region: 215-2071 (618 amino acids)
Biological process (GO): arachidonate secretion; phospholipid metabolic process
Molecular function (GO): A2-type glycerophospholipase activity
Source: RefSeq, a predicted model, not a curated record